Molecule: messenger RNA, 4152 nt
Organism: Lontra canadensis (Northern American river otter)
Lineage: Eukaryota; Metazoa; Chordata; Mammalia; Carnivora; Mustelidae
Gene: ZMYND8
Product: zinc finger MYND-type containing 8
Exons: 22
Coding region: 32-3910 (1292 amino acids)
Biological process (GO): regulation of DNA-templated transcription
Molecular function (GO): protein binding
Source: RefSeq, a predicted model, not a curated record
CUCCAGAUGAGCACGUCGGUAGUGGAAGUCCAUGGAGAAACGUCCCAUGGUCAGGCUGAGAUCCGUGACCAGGCUGGCAUUGGUCACAGGGGAAGUGCCCCAAAGUUGGUGCCAUGGAGAGAGCACAGGAAGGCAGAUCUGGGCUCAAGACCCAGCACAUGGAGAGAGACAGAAAGAAAGGGAGACGGGAAAAGCACACAAGAGCCUUCACCCUCUUACCAUGUCAUGGAGACUCUGCUUGGCCGAAGAGGAAAUAAAAACUGAACAGGAGGUGGUAGAGGGCAUGGAUAUCUCUACUCGCUCCAAAGAUCCUGGCUCCACAGAGAGAACAGCCCAGAAAAGAAAGUUCCCCAGCCCUCCGCAUUCUUCCAAUGGCCACUCGCCACAGGACACAUCCACAAGCCCCAUUAAAAAGAAAAAGAAACCCGGCUUACUGAACAAUAACAAUAAGGAGCAGUCAGAACUAAGACAUGGUCCGUUUUACUAUAUGAAGCAGCCACUCACCACAGACCCUGUUGAUGUUGUACCGCAGGAUGGACGGAAUGAUUUCUACUGCUGGGUUUGUCACCGGGAAGGCCAAGUCCUUUGCUGUGAGCUCUGUCCCCGGGUUUAUCACGCUAAGUGUCUGAGACUGACAUCGGAACCAGAGGGGGACUGGUUUUGUCCUGAAUGUGAGAAGAUUACAGUAGCAGAAUGCAUCGAGACUCAGAGUAAAGCCAUGACCAUGCUCACCAUCGAACAGUUAUCCUACCUGCUCAAGUUUGCCAUUCAGAAAAUGAAACAGCCAGGGACAGAUGCAUUCCAGAAGCCUGUUCCCUUGGAACAGCAUCCUGACUAUGCGGAAUACAUCUUCCAUCCUAUGGACCUUUGUACAUUGGAAAAGAACGCUAAAAAGAAAAUGUAUGGAUGCACAGAGGCUUUCCUGGCUGAUGCGAAAUGGAUUUUGCACAACUGCAUCAUUUACAAUGGAGGAAAUCACAAAUUGACACAGAUAGCAAAAGUAGUCAUCAAAAUCUGUGAACAUGAGAUGAAUGAAAUUGAAGUAUGUCCGGAGUGUUACUUAGCUGCUUGCCAAAAACGAGACAACUGGUUUUGUGAGCCUUGUAGCAAUCCACAUCCUUUGGUCUGGGCAAAACUGAAGGGGUUUCCAUUCUGGCCUGCAAAAGCUCUGAGGGAUAAAGAUGGGCAGGUUGAUGCUCGUUUCUUUGGACAACAUGACAGGGCCUGGGUUCCAAUAAAUAAUUGCUACCUCAUGUCUAAAGAAAUUCCUUUUUCUGUGAAAAAGACGAAAAGCAUCUUCAACAGUGCAAUGCAAGAGAUGGAGGUGUACGUGGAGAACAUCCGUAGGAAGUUCGGGGUCUUUAACUACUCUCCCUUCAGGACGCCCUACACCCCCAACAGCCAGUACCAAAUGCUGCUCGACCCCAGCAACCCCAGCGCCGGAGCCGCCAAGAUCGACAAGCAGGAGAAGGUCAAGCUCAACUUCGACAUGACGGCGUCCCCCAAGAUCCUGAUGAGCAAGCCCAUGCUGAGUGGGGGCGCAGGCCGCAGGAUCUCCCUGUCGGAUAUGCCCCGCUCCCCCAUGAGUACGAACUCUUCUGUGCACACGGGCUCUGACGUGGAGCAGGACGCUGAGAAGAAGGCCACCUCGAGCCACUUUAGUGCCAGUGAGGAGUCCAUGGACUUCCUGGACAAGAGCACAGCUUCGCCAGCCUCUGCGAAGACGGGACAAGCAGGGAGUUUAUCUGGCAGCCCGAAAACUUUCUCCCCUCAAGCAUCAACACCCAUCACCACGAAAACGGACAAAACCUCCAGUACUGGAAGCAUCCUGAAUCUUAACUUGGAUCGGAGCAAGGCCGAGAUGGACCUGAAGGAGCUGAGUGAGUCAGUCCAGCAGCAGACGGCGCCCGUUCCCCUCAUCUCGCCCAAGCGGCAGAUCCGGAGCAGGUUCCAGCUCAAUCUUGACAAGACCAUAGAGAGUUGCAAAGCACAAUUAGGCAUAAAUGAAAUCUCGGAAGAUGUUUACACGGCCGUAGAGCACAGCGAUUCGGAAGAUUCUGAGAAGUCUGAUAGUAGCGAUAGUGAGUAUAUCAGUGACGAUGAGCAGAAGUCCAAGAAUGAGCCAGAAGACGCAGAAGACAAAGAGGGUAGCCGGGUGGACAAAGAGCCAUCGGCUGUCAAAAAAAAGCCCAAACUGGCCAGCCCGGUGGAGACUAAGGAAGAGCUGAAAAGCACAUCACCGGCCAGCGAGAAAGCGGAUCCGGGCUCAGUGAAGGAAAAGGCAAGCCCCCCGCCCGAGAAGGACUUUUCAGAGAAAGCGAAAGCUUCCCCUCAUUCCACAAAGGAUAAACUGAAGGGGAAGGAUGAGACCGAUUCCCCAACGGUACAUUUGGGCCUGGACUCCGAUUCAGAAAGCGAACUUGUCAUAGAUUUAGGAGAAGACCAUUCUGGGCGGGAGGGUCGUAAAAAUAAGAAGGAACCCAAAGAAACAUCUCCCAAGCAGGAUGUCGUAGGUAAAGCUCCACCAUCCACUACAACGGGCAGCCAGUCCCCACCCGAAACUCCACUCCUCACCCGCUCCUCCUCCCAAACUCCCAUGGCUGGUGUCACGGUCACCACCAGCACCACGUCCACCGUCACGGCCCCGGCCACCACUGCCACCGCCGCCGCCGCCGCUGCCACCGCUGCCGCCGCCACGGCCGCCGCCACCGCCACCACCACGGGGAGCCCGGUGAAAAAGCAGAGGCCGCUUUUACCGAAGGAGACUGCCCCGGCCGUGCAGCGGGUCUCGUGGAACUCGUCAAGUAAGUUUCAAACGUCUUCCCAAAAGUGGCACAUGCAGAAGAUGCAACGCCAGCAGCAGACCCAGCAGCAGACCCAGCAGCCUCAGUCUUCCCAGGGGACGAGAUAUCAGACCAGACAGGCUGUGAAAGCCGUCCAACAGAAGGAGAUCACGCAGAGCCCAUCCACCUCCACCAUCACCCUGGUGACCAGCACUCAGUCAUCGCCCCUGGUCACCAGCUCAGGGUCCACGAGCACCCUCGCAUCCUCGGUCAGUGCAGACCUGCCCAUCGCGACCGCCUCUGCUGACGUCGCUGCGGACAUUGCCAAGUACACUAGCAAAAUGAUGGAUGCGAUAAAAGGAACGAUGACAGAGAUCUACAAUGAUCUUUCUAAAAACACUACGGGAAGCACGAUAGCUGAGAUUCGCAGGCUGAGGAUCGAGAUAGAGAAGCUACAGUGGCUGCACCAGCAGGAGCUCUCGGAAAUGAAACACAACCUAGAGCUGACCAUGGCGGAGAUGCGGCAGAGCCUGGAGCAGGAGCGGGACCGGCUCAUGGCCGAGGUGAAGAAGCAGCUGGAGCUGGAGAAGCAGCAGGCGGUUGACGAGACCAAGAAGAAGCAGUGGUGCGCCAACUGCAAGAAGGAGGCCAUUUUCUACUGCUGCUGGAACACCAGCUAUUGUGACUACCCUUGCCAGCAGGCCCACUGGCCCGAGCACAUGAAGUCCUGUACCCAGUCAGCUACGGCCCCUCAGCAGGAAGCAGAUGCCGAGGUGAACUCAGAGACACUAAACAAGCCAUCGCAGGGGAACUCUUCUAGCACUCAGGCCGCUCCCACGGAAACAGCCAGCACCUCAAAAGAGAAGGAGGCGCCAGCGGAGAAAAGCAAGGACAGCGGGUCGACCAUUCCCGGAGCAGCAAGUCUAGUUGCUGGAGCAGCAGCGACGAGAAGCGAGGACCCACACGCUCCGAGCACAACGCCAGCUCCAGUUCGAAGAGUCUCCUCCCGAAAGAGUCUCGGCUGGACACCUUCUGGGACUAGGGACAAGUCACGACACAAGCCACCCACGCCAUGGAGGAAAAAAAAACCAGACACCAGGGCAAUAGGAAGCAACAAAGAAACGUGAAACAGGAGAGCAGCCACCUUCAGACUGGAGAGCGCCAGACACGCAGACUUGGCCUUCGCCCUUGGCACGGAGGGCGGCCUACACUACAUAGCGUCCGGCAUUAGCAUCGACUAAGGACUGUUGGACCCACACGAAACCUAUGCUUUAGGUGUAAAUAAUGUACAAUUUGUGGAUGUCCUUGAACCUAGAGUACCUUCCCCUUUUUAUAUUUGUACUGACUUUAACUUAUAAAAAAAAAAAAA